Messenger RNA from Spea bombifrons (plains spadefoot toad), 2261 nucleotides. It is a transcript of the gene PRKCA, whose product is annotated as protein kinase C alpha. Lineage: Eukaryota; Metazoa; Chordata; Amphibia; Anura; Pelobatidae. Gene Ontology annotation, biological process: protein phosphorylation. Bases 63 to 2123 code for a protein of 686 amino acids. Gene Ontology annotation, molecular function: zinc ion binding; ATP binding; diacylglycerol-dependent serine/threonine kinase activity. The transcript has 18 exons. The record is from RefSeq and is a predicted model, not a curated record.
GGCUCGGAGCUGUCAGUGAGUGUAGGGAGACCCGGGAGCCCAGGACCCGAGGAGCUGCCCCGAUGGACCGGGACAUGGCCGACGUCUUCCAGCACAACGACUCCACUUCGUCUCAUGACGUGGCCAACCGCUUCGCCCGCAAAGGGGCUCUGAGGCAGAAGAACGUCCACGAGGUGAAGAACCACAAAUUCAUCGCCAGGUUCUUCAAGCAGCCGACAUUCUGCAGCCACUGCACCGACUUCAUCUGGGGUUUCGGGAAGCAGGGAUUCCAGUGCCAAGUUUGCUGCUUCGUGGUUCACAAGAGGUGCCAUGAAUUUGUCACUUUCACCUGCCCCGGGGCAGACAAAGGGCCGGAUACGGACGAUCCGAGGAGUAAACACAAAUUUAAAAUCCACACGUAUGGCAGCCCCACGUUCUGUGACCACUGCGGGUCGCUGCUCUACGGGCUGAUCCACCAGGGCAUGAAGUGUGAAACAUGCGACAUGAACGUCCACAAGGUUUGCGUGGUGAACGUGCCGAGCCUGUGUGGCAUGGAUCACACAGAGAAGAGGGGGAGAAUUUUACUGAAAGCCGAAGUCGAUGAAGACAAGUUAAACGUCACAGUUCGGGAGGCGAGGAACCUCAUCCCUAUGGACCCCAAUGGCCUGUCGGACCCUUACGUGAAGCUCAAACUUAUUCCCGACCCCAAGAAUGAAAGCAAGAAAAAAACCAAAACUAUCCGCUCCUCCCUGAACCCCCACUGGAACGAGACCUUCACCUUCAAAUUGAAGCCGUCGGAUAAAGACCGUCGGCUCUCCAUAGAGAUCUGGGACUGGGACCGGACGACCAGAAACGAUUUCAUGGGCUCCUUCUCGUUUGGGGUGUCCGAGCUGAUGAAAAUGCCAGCGUGUGGGUGGUACAAAUUACUGAAUCAGGAGGAGGGCGAGUAUUACAACGUCCCGAUCCCGGAGGCCGACGACGACGGCAACGUGGAACUGCGGCAAAAAUUUGAGGAUAAACGGCCGAGCCGAGAUCAGAAAGCCAAACUGGGGCCGGCCGGCAACAAAGUGAUCGGCCCGACGGACAAGCGCAGGUCCUACGUCCCGUCCAACAACAUCGACAGCGUCAAGCUCACCGACUUCAUCUUCCUCAUGGUGCUGGGGAAAGGCAGCUUCGGGAAGGUGAUGUUGGCGGAGAGGAAGGGGUCGGACGAGCUUUACGCCAUCAAGAUCCUGAAGAAGGACGUCGUUAUCCAGGAUGAUGAUGUGGAAUGCACUAUGGUGGAGAAGCGAGUGUUAGCUCUUCAGGAGAAGCCACCCUUCCUGACCCAGCUGCAUUCCUGCUUCCAGACCGUGGACCGGCUGUACUUCGUCAUGGAAUACGUGAACGGGGGAGACCUCAUGUACCACAUUCAGCACGUGGGGAAGUUCAAGGAGCCGCAGGCAGUGUUUUACGCGGCAGAGAUAUCAGUCGGACUCUUUUUUCUGCACAAGAAAGGAAUCGUUUACAGAGACCUGAAGCUGGACAAUGUGAUGCUGGACUCCGAGGGUCACAUUAAGAUCGCAGAUUUCGGGAUGUGUAAAGAGCACAUGGUGGACGGGGUCACCACUCGCACGUUCUGCGGGACCCCCGACUACAUCGCUCCAGAGAUCAUCGCCUAUCAGCCGUACGGGAAGUCAGUGGACUGGUGGGCCUACGGCGUGCUGCUCUACGAGAUGCUGGCCGGACAGCCACCAUUCGAUGGAGAGGAUGAAGAUGAGCUCUUCCAGUCCAUAAUGGAGCACAAUGUCUCGUACCCCAAAUCUAUGUCAAAGGAAGCCGUGUCCAUCUGUAAAGGGUUGAUGACCAAGCAUCCCGUCAAGCGCCUGGGCUGCGGGCCGGAGGGCGAGCGCGACAUUCGAGAACAUGCCUUCUUCAGGAGGAUCGACUGGGAGAAGCUGGAGAACCGAGAGAUCCAGCCGCCAUUUAAACCAAAAGUGUGUGGGAAAGGCGCAGAAAACUUCGACAAGUUCUUCACCAGAGGCCAACCCGUCCUAACACCGCCCGACCAGCUCGUCAUCUCCAACAUCGACCAGGCGGACUUCGAAGGUUUCUCCUACAUCAACCAGCAGUUUGUUCACCCCAGCCUACAGAGCGUGCCGUGAGCGCGGACACCGGGGGAUUUGCCAAUAACCCUACAAUUUUAAGGUCGCGACCUCCAGAUAACCAGGGCCUGAAAAUUCUAGGGUUACAUAAAUUUAUAAAUCUAAUCAAAUAAAAACUCGAUUGUGUUACUGAAAGAA